Drosophila grimshawi is the source of this 1990-nucleotide messenger RNA. RefSeq lists its product as uncharacterized. NCBI's taxonomy places the organism in Eukaryota, Metazoa, Arthropoda, Insecta, Diptera, Drosophilidae. The record is from RefSeq and is a predicted model, not a curated record. The transcript has 2 exons. Bases 355 to 1773 code for a protein of 472 amino acids.
AUCGAUAUCAGACAAGAGUAAAAUAUACUCAUUUGGCGUUGUUGUUACACAGCAUUUAUUUAUUAAAUAACUAAUAACAAAAUACACAAAGCCAUACAGCCAGAAAUGAAAUUCCCGUUCAAAAAUUAACCCUAUAAAAGAAAAUAUCAUUACCUUUCUUCUGAUUGGACAGGCAUAAUAAUGUUUACCAUUGACACUCUGUGAAAGCUAUUUACGUAGUUUUAACAGAGGAGCCACAUUUGGUGCUUAUUGUCAAUUGGCAUACAAUAAUCCAAAGCCAAACCCAGAAAAUACAGAAAUACAUCGGGAAUCGCGGACAGCUCAAAUAGAGGGUCAGAGGGUGGAAUAAUUAAAAUGGAUUUGGAGCGCGACAACUAUCAGGCCUUCUUUGAGAAGCUGCACAGCACGACCAGUCCACGUAAUCUUAGCCAGAUUUUCGAGGAUGACAACAAGCUGAUGCAAAGUGAAACGAAAAACUUGCGCUACCAGCCGCAGUCGGAGCAGAAGAUGCAGCAACAGCAUAAACCCAAGACAAAAUUGCAGCGCAACAGCAAGCCGGAUUCGAAGACGGGCGAGAGCUGGACGACGCUGAUGGCCGUGGUGGCCGAGGCGUACAAGGGUAACGAUGCUGUCGGUCGCGUCGGCCUGGCUUUGUUGCGCAAUGAGGCCGGUGCCGCCCAGCUGAUGGUGUACAAAAACGGGGCUAAGGUGCUCAGCCGGUUGCUGCUGACCAAAUCGACAGAAUCAUCGCAGCCACGCAUCGGCCAAGGUACUGUGAUAAUGCGGCAAACCUAUUUGCAAUUCUUCGACGAUGAGCACUGCUUCUGGAGCCUUCAUAUUGAACUGGCCAAGGACGAGGAGCGGUUCACACAGGCGCUGACAAAACUGGGCAUGAAUUUAGACGAAACAGCCAAGAAUCUAAACGAUAAAUCCUGGGCCACAGCCAUCGCCAUCGCCACAUCGUCAACCAAAACCACAACCACGAUGCAGGCGGAAUCAGCAGUCCGAGCGAGCAACGAUGACAGCGAAAGCGAGUCCGCACAAUACGGCGACGAUAUUAUCACUACAUACGAUGCACGUGCACCAAUGGCAGCACCAGCACCUGUGGCAGCCACCAAGGCGCUGAUAAAAAGUUGCAGUGCUGUCUCGCUGCCCAGAAGCGAACCGCAGAUGUCCGUAGGCAAGCUGGAGAUCUAUCUGGAUGAGCAGCGUGCCACCGGUCAUUCCAUAGAUAAGAAAAUGGAAGCCAUAAUGCAGGCCUUGUGCCGCCUGACCGGUGACAGCAACAUCACCAGCAGCAGCGUGCACCACUUGAAUGAUAACGGCGAUUCGGCUGCCAUUGGCACGUCCAAGCAAAUAGAUAGCUUACUGCAGGCGAGGAAACUGAUGCAGCCCUGCAAUGACAACGAUGAAGAUGAGCUGCUGGAGCUGGAACAGAAGCUGCUCGAUCUCAAAAAGGAGAAUCGUGCUCUGUUGAAGAGCUUGAGGGUCAAGGAGCAAGCAUUCGAUGACUUGCGCACCACCACCGGUGCCCUCUGCCAGGAUCUGGUGAGCCAAAACACUGAGCUCCGGCAGCAAAACACAUCCCUGAUCGCAGCCAUGUCGACAACAUUGAGUCGAACAAACGCUGACAACCUGACCAUGACCAACUGCAGCAACUGUGAGCAGCACUUGACCAAGAUCGCCGCAUUGGAGACUCGUCUCAUGGCGAUGCAGAACGCAUUGCUCAAGUAUACGACCAGCAAGGGCGCAACUGCAUCCCCGCCUCAGUAAAUAUUUGGGGCAUUCUUCUUGUUGAACCAGCACUGUUGUAUUAUAUAUAUAAAUAUAUGAAAAUCUACAAUAUUAAUUGUCAUUUCAAAUUAUCCAAAAAUUGUGAAAACGAAGCGACAUUUUUAAUUAUGAGUAUUACCUAUCACAAGUGGUAUUCUUUCAAUAUUUUUGUAAAAAGUCAUAAUAAACAUAAUAAAAUGUUUGUUGUCAAUCUUAA